UGCACAGGAAGUAAUCACGUCACUCGGGUCUUAACAGAGAUAGAAAGACACACACCUGUAGAGAGUUUAUCUGACGGUUCAGAGCUCAGUCACGAGGCAACAUGCAAACAGGUAACCAGAAAAACAGGUGAGGAAACAGACAGGUUAACAGGUAGAUAGGUGAAAAGGCAGCCAGGUCAACAGUCAGACAAGUGACCAGGUAAACAGUCAGAAAACUAGACAGGUAAACAGUGAGACAGCUGAGAGACAAACAGAGGAGAGCAGAGCGACCGCAGCAAGGAUCUCUGGUGUACGGAAAUAACAACAAGAUGACUCCUCCUCCACAUCCUGUUCCGAAGCCUCGAGCUUGUUACAUGAAGGACAUUCUGAGUUCCACCUCCCCUCUGGACAAAGACAUGAAUGGUGAAACUCUGCAAGCAGUUGUCUCUAAUGGGAUUCACCUGAGCACAGGUGAAGGAGCUCCCCCUCUUCUUACUUGCGUUGGGUCAGAUUGUGGCGCCGUCUUCCCGACUUUGGUUGGCGUCAGUGACAUUAUCACCACCAGCAUUCCGUUGUUGGCUGGAAACGAUACUCCGCCAACUCCAUUACCCCCUCCCUCUUUAGAAAACAUGGUGAACAGUACCCACAAAUAUGGCUUAGCAGGGACAGCUAGCGCUGUGGAAAACCCUCCUGCCGCUGAGUUAAACCCUGCUUCCAAUUCUACACCUGUACCUGCUGCUAACACUGUUAGCUUAGAUGGCAUUAUGAGGUCAUUAGAUAACAUCCCGAGUUUAGUGGGAAUCGCCAGCAAUCCUGCUGUAUGCUCCAUGACCCCGUCACCCUCAGCUGAUAAAUACCAAACCCCCUCAGUGCUAAGCAACGGAGACGCUCACACAGAUGUUGCAGGGUUGUCACAGUUGGUGAUGUCAGCCUUGGAGCAGGGUGCAGGAGUACCCUUGCCUCCACUGGAGCAAGCUGCUGAGCUGACAGAGGAUGUUUGUAAACGUUCUCCUCACACCAUCAAAGAACAAAGUCCCUACGUCACAGUUUUGGCCUGCUGGGCAAGCCAAGAUGAAGCUGACACAGACUCUUCCAAUGAGGAGGAAGAUACUGUGGUUGGCCCCACUCCCUCUUCCCACCCAAAUACCAAAGAUCCUUCAGGUUGUCUGGUCCCCACUCGGCCGGUCCCAGCCCCUCCUCGUUCUUCUGGCCAUUCGGGAAAGCCCCUGAAACAGAAGACUCCGAGAGCGGCAACUAUUCGAGUGUCCAGGAAGAAAGGAGGAGGUGCAAUGUUAACUUCUCCGAAUGCUGUAGUCAGAGCUAGCUGGUUGGAUGUCUGGAAGGGUUUCAGACACAAUGUUUUAUGGGCGACGUUGGAUGGACAGCUGAUUUCUCUUUGGAAAAAACGCACGGACCACUUCUCCGAGGUCCUCUUUCAUGUCUCUAGCAUCACUAAUGUGAAGAAACAGGACAAAGGCAGAUUCUCAGUUCACAUCAAGAAGAAGAAUUAUGACUUCAUGGCUCACAAUGAGGAGGUUCAAGGAGGUUGGGUAACAUCUCUGCUAGCUACCAGAGGGCAACCAAGCCCUGCCCCCCCGGAACUCCAUGGACCAAUCACCAUCAAGGACCCAAGGAGCCGGGUCUAUGCCGCCGUCUGGGGUCACGACCUAUGGAUUUACCCCAACAAGGAGGGCUUCCAGCUGGGCAUUGCCUCCUUCUCUGUACCCCUGAAUGUGGCCCUGGUGAAGUGUACAGGAAAGCACUCGUUCUCCCUCAUCACUCCUUACAAGAGUUUCAACCUGUCUGUUGAUUCGUCAAAGGAGCUCGCUGUCUGGUUGGAUGGCCUCUCCUUAAGCAUUCGCAGCGCGUUGUCCAAUAGCAACGUGUUGCUGCGUCUUUGGGAAAACCCCGACAACAAAGUGUGCGGCGACUGCGGCUCAGCUAAUCCUGAGUGGGCAUCAGUCAACCUGCUGCUUGUCAUCUGUCAGGCCUGUGCAGGUCAGCAUCGAGCUCUGGGCAGCAACUUGUCAAAGGUGCGCAGUCUGAAGAUGGACAACAAGGUCUGGAAUGAACCACUCAUACAGCUGUUUGUUGCCCACGGUAACCGGCUGGCCAAUAAGGUGUGGGCGCCAGCAGUGCCGGCGGCAGAGCAGCUGAGUGCAUGGUCAUCUGACGAGGAGAGGUCAAAGUUCAUCCAGGCUAAAUAUAAGCUGGGCUGCUACAGACGAGUCCACACUCUGGCCUUCUCCUUCUCUCUCAUGGAUCAGAGGCUGCGUCAGGUUGUCUGUGGCGACAACGUAGAAGAAACAAUGUCUCUGAUCUGCUCGGGAGCAAAGGUGUGUCCGUCAGACCCUCAGGUGCCGUCCUCCAUUCUUUUGGCUGAGAGGGCCGGUCAGUCACUGCAGACAGAGCUGCUCCGCCUCAACGAGUACACAGAUGUCCCACCAUACCUACCCCAGAAUCGUGACUCCGCCUCCUUAGGUGAGGAGGAAGAGGAGCUUCAUGGUAAACUGGAAGAAGAUCGUUUUCUCUUCUCGUUAGAAAACGAGUCGGCCGCCUGUGAUGUUCUGGAUCUGAGAGAAGUUCUUUCUGUGUUCCUUAAAGAAGGACAGGCUAAUCAGUUUGAGAUGGUGACUCUGAACAAUCAGCUGAUCUGUGCUGCUGACAACAAAGAGGCUCUGCUGAGUCACCUGGUCCACAUCCUGAAGGUGAUUCUCCCAGUGGGCGUGUCUAAUGAGAUAAUGGUCGGAGCUUCUGCAGUCAGUAAAGUUUGUGUGGUUGAUGUUGGCGGAUCCUCUAGUCACUCUGAUGCCUGGCUGUUACUGAUGGAGGACGGAGUCAGUCUACAACCUGUCCACAAACCUACACAGCAGACUCUGAUGAUGGAUUUGGACAUGAUCAGUCACCAAGAAAUGGAUCCCACUGAAAGCAUCAUCACCAUGGUGACAGCAGAAAGGAGAGUGUCACUGCGGUUUGAGGAGCAGCACAGCUGUGAGUGCUGGUUCAGCCAGCUGCAGACGGCUCUGACCAAUCGGAAGAAAGCUCCGAGGAGUACUCCCACAGCCAAUCAGGGUGCAGCUCGUCGGUCCCUAUACCCGGUGAAGGAUUUCUUGAGGGGCUCCGUCCCGCCGGCCAUCGAACGCUGCAUAUCCCACAUAACCAGCUUUGGACUGAAUGUGGAUGGCGUAUACCGCCGCUGUGGCCUCGCAACCAAAGUCACCAAAUUGGUGCAGUCUCUGAUGACAUCACCUAGCUCGACCCCUCUGGAGAGUGACGAGCAGGGCGUAUUAGAUGCUGCCUCCGCACUCAAACAAUAUGUCCGCCAGCAGGAGGGUUUGAUCCCUGAGCAACAGAGACCGCAGUGGAUACACGCUGCAAUGAUCGCAGAUGAACCCUCCAGGUUAUCUUCUUACCGACGAUUGCUCCGGCAACUGCCCGACGACAACCGAGCAACACUGAACGCACUGUUUGGACACUUCUACAUGGUCCAGGUGUUCUCUCAGGUGAACCGGAUGUCGGCUCAGAACCUGGCUGUGGUUCUGGUGCCGACUCUGUUUCAAACCCUGAACCAGGAUCUGCUGAGACUCACCAGAGAGUUCAUCAUCCACCACACGCUGCUGUUCCUGACUCCCGAGAGAGAGGAAGAGGAGGAGGAGGAGGAGCAGAUCACAGUCUUCUGAAGACUUAUUUCUUUGCAUUCUCACAGCUGAUGUUUACUUAUAAACUCUUCUCAACUUUUAUCUGAUAUUUUAAUGGUUUCUGGUUUAAUCGUUUGAUUUCAUGUUUAAAUAUUAGCAGAUCAUUUCUUUUGUUGUAAAAAAAGCAUCACAUUGUGUUCAUACACAUGUUUCCUUUAAAUAGAUUGAAUAUGUCAUAUUUUCUUGUUUCUUGUAUUAUCUUAUCAUUAUAUGAUCUUUUAUGAUUUAACUUUUAUGUUAGACAUUAUAAUUGGAAAUUUCUUUUUAAUAUUUUACCUUAUUAACUAUAAUAACGGGAGCUCUCAUUGCCUAGCAACCUGGUGAGCUUAACAAUUACACCCUUACAACCUGAAAACGGUACAUAUAAAGAAGAUCAUUUAAUUUAGGAAGAUUCGCUUCUCCUCCGGAGCAUGAUGUAUUGCUGAGAUUUUUGGUUAUUUUAAAAUUAAAGACGUUAAUGUAUACUACUUUACUAAUUUAUAAUUACUUUUGCUGUAAUUAGUACUAAACCUCUGACGUUCUUAAGAAACCGUUUAAAAAUCGGUUGAAAAUUAAGUUAUUUAAAAAGUACAUGUAUCACUACCAACACAAUGUUAUGAGUGAGCGAGCUGACCCUACCAAGAUGGCCGCCAUGUACGGAUGUUCGACAUCCACCCUUUUUAUAUAUAUAUAUCUAUGCUCCAAAUCAGCUCCUGGAGGGCUGCGUACCGCGACGCAAUGGGACAUGCAAGUCGCAGCCGAGUUGCAGCGGAAGUUACGUAUGCGGCCGAUGAAUGCAUCCUUAAGGAUGCAGCCUAGCGUCCUUAAGGAUGCAGCCUAGCGACUUUGAGACACAUCUACAGUGUCUUCUCCACUUCCAAGCAUGCCGUACUGCUCUGUCAUAGGGGUAUGGAAGUAAAUCUGUGUCAUCGGGUUUGGAAAGAAAUAGGUGAUUGAAUUUCUAGCACUGAAUAUUUACGCAUUGAAAUUAUGUAUAUGAAUGUUUUUCAACGUUAAAAUAAAAAAUAAAUAAUAAAUAUAAAUAAUAAAUAAUAAAUUAAAAAAAAUUAACUGUGAAUAAUUCCACCGCAAUAUCCGGGACCUCAAGGAAGAGCAAACUCU
Molecule: messenger RNA, 4778 nt
Organism: Pungitius pungitius (ninespine stickleback)
Lineage: Eukaryota; Metazoa; Chordata; Actinopteri; Perciformes; Gasterosteidae
Product: arf-GAP with Rho-GAP domain, ANK repeat and PH domain-containing protein 1
Exons: 26
Coding region: 309-3659 (1116 amino acids)
Biological process (GO): regulation of cell shape; signal transduction; positive regulation of GTPase activity
Cellular component (GO): cytoplasm
Molecular function (GO): GTPase activator activity; phosphatidylinositol-3,4,5-trisphosphate binding
Source: RefSeq, a predicted model, not a curated record